Molecule: messenger RNA, 2362 nt
Organism: Hemibagrus wyckioides
Lineage: Eukaryota; Metazoa; Chordata; Actinopteri; Siluriformes; Bagridae
Gene: ccn1l1
Product: cellular communication network factor 1, like 1
Exons: 5
Coding region: 281-1423 (380 amino acids)
Biological process (GO): signal transduction
Cellular component (GO): extracellular region
Molecular function (GO): protein binding
Source: RefSeq, a predicted model, not a curated record
GCUACCCGCUGCUGCUGGCAUUUCACACACUCAUACUCAACCACACACACACACAGACUCGCGCACACACACAGACACACAGCAGGAGUCAGACGUUGGAUUGCAGGAAAAACAGCAAACCAACAGAACUGAAAGGAAGAACUGAUGGAGAACUGACGGACAAGCCGAAUUUACUUUAUUUGAAAUUUGAUCUAAUCCUCCGCUCCUUUGGGCUUCGAGCAGUCUAACUCCAGUGCUCUUACACAAAACUUCUCUUUGGGGUGAAAUUUUGUCUUUGAGGAUGAUUUUAAGGCGAGCAAACCUUCUCGUACUGGUGCUUGUGUCCUGGUGUGCUGUAAAGAUCCAGGGCGAGUGUCCGCGGAAGUGCUCGUGCCCCUCGUCUCCGCCUUCGUGCCUGCCUGGGAUCAGCUCUGUGCUGGACUCCUGUGGCUGCUGCAGGGUAUGUGCCAGACAGUUUAAUCAGGACUGCAGUGCCACUGAGCCCUGUGACCACAUCAAGGGGCUGCACUGCCAUCUAGGGGCCAAGGGAGACCCUCAGAGAGGCUUGUGCCGAGCCGAGGCUCAAGGAAGGCCGUGUGAGCUGGAUGGGCGAGUCUACCAGCAUGGGGAAGACUUCCAGCCUAGCUGUGAGCAUCGCUGUACCUGCAUGGAUGGAGUGGUGGGCUGCAUGCCACUCUGUCCACAUCAUGUGUCCCUCCCUGACUGGCGCUGUGCCCGGCCUCGCCUCACCACACUGCCUGGACGUUGCUGCCAGGAGUGGGUGUGUGAUGAUGACAACCACAUUGCUGAAGAUGACACGAUGCUUGAGAGCACUCCUCACGAAUAUAAGAAUCAUAACGACAUCACUGGUAAUGAGCUAUUAGUAAUGCCACCAACACCAUGGGACAUCAGUGCAGGAGCACCACAUAAUGAGUGGAUUUCCUCCACAAAAUCCCACAUAUUCGUCCCACCUACGUGCUUUCUGCAAACCACUGAUUGGUCACCUUGCUCAGCAACCUGUGGAAUGGGUGUGUCCAGCAGGGUAACCAAUAGCAACACAGAGUGCCGGCUCGUCAAGGAGACUCGUCUGUGUCAGAUCCGGGAGUGUAGCAGUAGUCUAUUGGAGUCACCGCUCAAGAAAGGGAAGAAGUGUCAGAGAAGUGUAAGGCCACAUGAGCCAGCUCCUCUCACAUUCGCUGGAUGCACCACUGUGCGCCGCUACCGUCUGCGUUCGUGUGGAUCGUGUGUAGACGGUCGCUGUUGUGAGCCCACUCUCACCCGCACUGUGCGCAUGCGCUUCCACUGCCCACAAGGACAGGAAUUCACCCGCAACGUCAUGUGGAUCGUUCAGUGCAGCUGCACUCAGGGCUGCAGCACCAGAUCAUCGACACAGCACCCGAAAUCCAUCAGUCUGCCCAAUGAUAUACACACAUUCAAAUACUAGAACAUGAACACACUCUCUCUCACACACACACACACGCAAAUGCACACCCAGUAUCUUUACAUCCAUUACAUAAAGCAAAAUAAGCUGCAGUCUCAUCAACUAUACAAAGACCCAAACUUAAAUAAUAAUACACAAAUUCUAAUUUAUAUUCAUUUCUAAUGUUUCAUCUAAUGAAAUGUCACAUAUACAUCAGUUACAUUUAUUCAGUUGAUAUAUAUUUUUUCUUUGUUCUUGAUUAUACAGAUUGUAUCAUCUAUAUAUAAUGGAGAAUCUAUAGAUUACGGAUUUUAUAGCUGGCGCAUUUUCGUCAUGCUAUCGAUAAUCAUUUUUUGAUAACUACUGAUCAUAGACAAAUCAUUUUCAGAUACUGAUGCCAUUUACAUCAAGUUUGAGAAACAAUUCUGGUGGAUGGAAACAUACACUUCCUGCCAUUCAGACUGCUCUAGCACUAUAUUCAUUCACUCUCCAGCUUGCUCCCCUUCUUAAUUUAUACAAGUGAUGUACAGAUUUUUGUGUAUAUAUAUAUAUGUAUGUAUGUAUCUUGGAAACUGUAACCGUUAACUAUAUCUUAAGACAACUUCUGUCAAAUCUGACAGGCAGUGUUGCUAUUCUAUGAUCUAAAAGAUAUGCAAACUACAUCAAUUGUCUAUGCAGGCUACUAUUUAAUACUAAACAUGGCACACUAUAUAAUAUUUUAUGAAAAAACAUUGUAACUCAUUUAUACAUGUUUAACGUUAAAGAGGGCAUCUUCACUGUAAAAACUGUAAAUGUAUCUUGUACAGGUUUCAUAUUUAUAUCCUUUUCAUGAUUGUACAGACUUCACAUGUGGUGGAGUGUCAUUGUUAAAACCACCUCUAUUUAUGGGGUGAAUAUAAAAUGAUCAGCAAUUAUAUUUUAUAUGCAGAUUUUUUUUUUUUUUUUUUGAUAAAUAAAGUUCGU